CUUCUGCUCAUAACAUAACCUUAAAAGUAGUAAUAUGGAAAGAAAUCUGUAAAUUGUAAACAAAUUAGAAUUGAAGUCAUUGAAGUUAACAUUCGUAACAACUAGUUUUUGUGAAAAAAAAAACGAUGUGAUGAUAAAAAGUACAAACAAUUACUAGAAAUAGUAGUUUAAAACCAAAUUUUAUAGUUUGAUUUAAGUACUUAAUCAAAAAUGGGUAUUCUAGGAUUAAUGACAUAUAUUACUCGACAUUCUGACAUAUACCUCCAAAAUUAUAGUUUACACGACACAUUUUUAGUUAUUGAUGGUAAUAGUGUUGCUUCUCAAUUGUAUUCUCGAGAGGCUAAAGGCAAUUGUUGUUUUGGAGGAGACUAUGACAAGUACGCUUGGUGUGUGUCAAACUUUUUUGACGAGCUAUUAAAGUGCAAUAUAACACCCUUGAUCAUAAUUGAUGGAGGAUCUGAAGACAAAAAAUUGAGUACAAUCUAUAAAAGAACAAAAGACAGAGUUCGUACUGCAUGUGGCAUGACGCCGCAAAAGCAAGCAAGAACUCAGUUAUUUCCUUUACUCUUGAAAGAAGUAUUCAAAAAUACUGUUAAACAAAAAGGCAUCAAAUGUGCUCAAUCUUUGUUCGAAGCAGACGACGACAUAGCAUCGGUAGCAAAAAUUUUAAAUUGUCCUGUGCUGAGUUUUGACUCUGAUUUUUAUAUAUUUGAUGUCAUGUAUAUACCGUUCAAUACUUUAGAUUUUGGUGUAGUCAAAAAUCCAAAUGGGAAUGGAUUUAUGAAAAAUUGCAAAGUGUACAAAAUUGAUAAUUUUUUAAGUCGCUUUCCUGGAAUGGAUAAAACUGUUAUGCCAUUAGCUGCAACGCUUCUAGGUAAUGAUUAUAUCAACAGAAGUACUUUUAAAGAUUUUUUUAGUACUUUACGUCUUUCAAAGACAUCCAAAAGGAGGUACAAUGAGCAGCAGAGAAGAAUAGAAGCAACUUUCAGAUGGUUACAGAAACAAAGUUUGGACAGUGCUAUAGCCAUAGUUUUAAGCAAGUUAGAUCAAAAAAAGCGAAAGCAAAUACUUGAAAUUAUGGAAAUGGUUAUAAAUGGAUAUUUAAUAGCAUCCCCAAGAAUGCUCUAUCCAUUGGGAUUUUCCAAUGAUUAUAUUAAUCAUUUAAUGCGAGGAAUGCCAAAUAAACCAUAUAAAUUCCAGCAAGAUAUUAAUAAUUUGAAGAUAAAAGAGGAACCAAAAGCGGAUGAUGAAUCCGAUUUGAGUUGCAGUGAAGAUGAUUCACCUUCCGAAGAAUUAGAAAUUGUCAAACCAGAGAAUGAAAGUCACUUGUACAGUUUAGCUCCAAAAUGGUUCAUAGAAGAAUUCAAUGCUGCUCACUUUCCAUCAUACUUCAUUGAUAUGCUUACACGACAACUUUAUGUUUGCCCAGUGCAAGUAGAAGAUUUUUCUCAUCCUACAUGCAUUAAUAUUAGUUUAAAAAUACUUCGUGUCAUUUUCAAAUUAUUAAGUGCAGGAACAACUAAUUCAAAUGUUUUAGAAUACGUUGCAAGAAGUAAUGUCACCAAUAUUACUACCUAUAAGCUACAGUGUGAAGAUCAUAUAUUUUUUUGUAAGUUUCCAUCUCUGUCCCAGCUACGUGCCCUUCCACUCAUCAUAAGAAAACAAAUACUAGAUAAUACCCUAGGUAUCAGUGAUAAUUUAUUAAAUGAAUUUCCUCCAGAGUGGAGACUGUAUAUAGCAACAGCCAAGUAUUGGAUAAAUGAAGCAGAUGCACCAUUCAGAACAAAUUGUCAUUUAUAUGCUUUAUUAUUUGUGAUGCUUUAUCAUGUUAUUGAUAGAAAAGCUGGGUUUCAUCGAUCGCAAUCAUACUUUGAACGAAAGUAUGGUCAACAUUUAAAAAUGUUAUACCAACAUAGAAAUAAUACCAUGCUCUACUCUCCAGCACCCAACAUGCCAAUAUUUGAAGCUUUGAAUAGGGUGGAUCCAGAUGAUUGUUUACUAGCUAUACCUUUCUUUUUAUCAAAUUUCAUUAUGGAUGAGAGACUUUUAAUGAAUCCAAAAAAGUUUCAUAUAUCUUCAGUUCAUGGAUUUUCACUCUUUCAAAAUGCUUUGAGACACAGUACUCAUUUGAAUGCUUUACUUGGUUUCCCAUAUCAGCAAACAAAUGUUGCUGAACUUUUCAAUGGCACUUUAAUUUACAAUUUGUAUAAUAACUUGAAAAGUCGACAUGACAUUGAUGUUUAUAUAAGUACUGUUUUACGCAACUCUCCAAGUCUUUUGCAACUAUUCGUUUCCAUUAUGGCAACUAUUCGCUCUAUAUUCACUGAAGCUUUAGAGACCAAGAUUAAUACUGGAAGACGAAAAAAAAAUAGAAACAGGCGGAAAAAUGAUUUACAUUCAGAUGACAAUGUAUUGGAAGAUGAUGAUGAUUUUCAAAAUGAUGUACCAUACUAUGAUGUAAAUAAUCGAUAUGCUGCAUUAAAUACUCAUUUCUAUUAAUGGGAAUAAAAAUGUAACAUUCAUGUUACAUGUUAUUUAAUAAAAAAUAUUUAUAUAAAAA
Nasonia vitripennis (jewel wasp) is the source of this 2560-nucleotide messenger RNA. RefSeq names its product asteroid. Bases 211 to 2499 code for a protein of 762 amino acids. Lineage: Eukaryota; Metazoa; Arthropoda; Insecta; Hymenoptera; Pteromalidae. The transcript has a single exon. The record is from RefSeq and is a predicted model, not a curated record. Gene Ontology annotation, molecular function: nuclease activity.